AUGGUUGCUGGUUGCUGGUUGCUGCAGAUUGUGUCCCUGUCCCUCUCUGUGUUGGUUAUGUUCCCCUGUAAGAAACCUAGCAUGCUGAAGAAACACAUACGCACCCACACUGACGUCAGGCCCUACGUCUGCAGGGUCUGCAACUUCGCUUUCAAAACUAAAGGAAACCUGACCAAGCAUAUGAAGUCAAAGGCUCACAUGAAGAAGUGUCUUGAGCUUGGUGUGUCAGUCACAGUGGAUGAUACAGAGACACUGGAAUCUGAUGACAUCCAGCAAGACUUGAAGGCCGGGGUCUUGAGCUCAGCCAAACACCAGUUCUCAGAUGCAGAUGACUCCGAUGGCAUGGAUGAAGAGAUCGACGAUAUCGACGAAGAUGAUGAGGACGAGGACGACUACGACGGUGACUCUACUCCCAAGAUCCUUUCCCGGAGCACCAGCCCUCAGCCCUGUGGCGUAGCCUCUCUGUCGGUCACAGCUGCCGCUGUCAUCCAGGGUGUGUCGUCAGACGUCCAUGGCUGUCCCCUCAGUUCCUUCCAUCCCCUCCCCAGCUGCCUCUCAACCUACACCCUACCUAGCGUCGAUAUCCACCCCCAUCCCACCUCCACCCUGUCGGUCAUCGAUGUCCACCCCCAUCCCCAUCCCCAUCCCGCCUCCACUGUCAGGAGGACAGGGCCAGACCGGAGGACUGUCUUGGCCUCCAGCCUGGACAAGGAAGACUGUAGCCUGGCCAUGCUGUCUACUGACCAGGGCUGUCUGUUCUUUGACCCCUACCCCACCUGUCUGCUGUCCCCGGCUGGGAGUCCCCUCUGA
Molecule: messenger RNA, 810 nt
Organism: Oncorhynchus masou masou (cherry salmon)
Lineage: Eukaryota; Metazoa; Chordata; Actinopteri; Salmoniformes; Salmonidae
Product: transcription factor HIVEP2-like
Exons: 5
Coding region: 1-810 (269 amino acids)
Biological process (GO): regulation of transcription by RNA polymerase II
Cellular component (GO): nucleus
Molecular function (GO): RNA polymerase II cis-regulatory region sequence-specific DNA binding; DNA-binding transcription factor activity, RNA polymerase II-specific
Source: RefSeq, a predicted model, not a curated record